Ceratitis capitata (Mediterranean fruit fly) is the source of this 1635-nucleotide messenger RNA. RefSeq names its product DNA primase small subunit (gene DNApol-alpha50). Gene Ontology annotation, cellular component: alpha DNA polymerase:primase complex. Bases 255 to 1565 code for a protein of 436 amino acids. The record is from RefSeq and is a predicted model, not a curated record. Gene Ontology annotation, biological process: DNA replication, synthesis of primer. The transcript has 5 exons. Lineage: Eukaryota; Metazoa; Arthropoda; Insecta; Diptera; Tephritidae.
AGAGUUUAGCGUGCUGGUGUAAUUUUGUGCAAACAUUGGUAUUUAAGUGGUCGAGUUUAUUUAUAUACGAAACGCGUUUAUAAAGUUCCCGACUUAGUGCUUUUUAAGUAACCAUAAUUUAUGUUGUUGAUAACGAAAAAUAGUGGAAAGUGCGAAUUGUUUGUAUCGGAACACGGGAACACGGGAACACGGCUAAUUAAUAUUGUUUUGCUAUCUUUAAGCAAUUAGAUAUACUUCAAAUACCUAAACACAAAAUGACCGAGGAAGUUUUGAAAGAUGAGAAAACUCCAAAGUAUGAUCCCAGUAUUCUACCGGAUAUGCUGCCUGCUUACUACAAACGGUUAUUUCCACAUAAGCCAUUUUAUCGCUGGCUAUCCUAUGGACUUUCCGAGGCAAACAUUUUUGCUAAUCGGGAGUUUUCGUACACUCUUCACGACGAUAUUUAUAUACGUUACCGUUGUUACGAUACUCAAAGUGAAUUGGAGAACGACAUCUGCUCAACAUGUCCACAUAAAAUCGACAUUGGUGCUGUUAUGAAUACCAAACCGAAAAAUUUUCGUACUACUUCAACGGCUAUGCAACCAGUGCAACGUGAGUUAGUUUUUGAUAUUGAUAUGGAUGACUAUAAUGAUGUGCGGACCUGCUGCACUGGCUCCACGGUAUGUUUGAAAUGCUGGAAGUUUAUGGCUUUAGCCGCACGCUUGCUUGAUGCAGCUUUACGUGAAGAUUUUGGUUUCGAGCAUAUACUUUGGGUAUUUUCGGGUCGUCGUGGUGUGCACGGUUGGGUAUGUGAUCAUGAUGCGCGUCACCUGGAUUCAAGAGGGCGUUCAUCUGUGGCUGAAUACUUGCAAAUUUCUUCUAAUGUAACUGUUAAUGGUGCAGUUGUAGCACGCGUGCAAAUUGGUGAACGAAUGCAUCAUAGUAUACGCCGUGCGCUGAAAUUUAUUGAACCACUUUUUGAAGAGAUUGUCCUGGAAGAUCAAAAUCUAUUUGGUGAUGUCAAUGGUGUUAAUAAAUUGCUGGCAAUGAUUCCCGAUGAUAUGGCGCGUAAGGAUGUAGAGGCUUAUUUAAAGAAAACUAAUUCUGAUGGGUCGAAUUCACGCACGGUAUGGACGUCAUUUGUGCGCUAUGUAAAUUCUCUACGCACAGGCGCUGCAAGUAUUUGGACUAGAAAACUGAAGAACAUUAUUGAAGAAAUUCAAUUGGGUAUACUUUAUCCACGUUUAGAUAUAAAUGUUACAAAAGGUAUGAACCAUUUGCUAAAGUCGCCAUUUUGUAUACACCCCGGCACUGGUAAAGUCUGUGUUCCGUUCAAUUGCAAUGUAGCGGCGAAAUUUGAUCCUACCACAGUACCCACCAUUUCACAGUUGUUGCAGGAGAUAAAUGCCUUUGACGACAAAUCAAAAAGCAAAGAGAAUGGAGAAGAAGAAAAGAGUCGAAUUAAGGAUUACAAAAAGACUGGAAUGUUCAAAGGAGUUGUAGUAUUUGAAGAGUUUUUGCGUAAAUUGGAGAGUAGUUUAAAAACUAAGGCCAUUGAUAUAAGUGAUCAAACUAUGGAGUUUUAGUCUUAUUAUUAUGCUUCUAUCUGUUGUUUGUUAGUUUUCGUGCGAGAAAUAUAGUGAAAAACAUAAUUCA